UCCCUCAGCAGAUCCCAGCUCAGUCCGUCCACAGCAGCGGCACGGAUGAGCGCCGGGGACUAGGCGGCAACGCAACGACGCAUUUCACAGUGAUGGCCUCAGCUGCGCAGCUGUGCCGGUGAUCCUGCCGCUGCACGUAGGGAAGAAGCAGAAACGCCUUGACAACCGACCUACCUUCCUCUCUCUCAGAAAAAAAAACAAAAAAAAAACAGAGAGAGGAAAAAAAAAAUCACACCAGCAUAAACAAAUGCGACCAUGUACAGCGUGGAGGACCUCCUCAUCUCUCAUGGAUACAAGCUGCCCAAGCAUGCCACCUCCUCCACCCCUACCCCAACCCCUGCUCCCUCAUCCCACCAACCCCGUUCAUCAUCACCACCAUCCUACAGCAAGCACCAUGAAAUACUAGAGAACAGGUCUGGCCCCAGGACAGUAAAUGGCUAUGAAAGAGGGCCCGUGGUGGCCUAUGGGAAUGGCAGUGGAACCAGGCAGCCCCAAGUAUAUGAUGCUGGUGGCUGUCCCAACAACAAUGAGUCCAGGGAUAGGAGCCAGCCAAGACGGGAGGGUGAGAACCGGGGCCAGACUGACACUCACUCCUUGGGAGAGUCGCUGACCUCAGACAGCGGGUAAGCUACGGUCCAGUGAUGUGAAAUUUUCCGAGAUUUUCUUUUGCAUGCUCUGCAAUGAUUAUUUUUGUCCUGAAUGUUUAUCAUUUGUUAUUGUGGUUUCCUUGGAAGAGAUUUAUAAAUGACGUAACU
Molecule: messenger RNA, 755 nt
Organism: Archocentrus centrarchus (flier cichlid)
Lineage: Eukaryota; Metazoa; Chordata; Actinopteri; Cichliformes; Cichlidae
Gene: jcada
Product: junctional cadherin 5 associated a
Exons: 2
Coding region: 256-627 (123 amino acids)
Biological process (GO): positive regulation of blood vessel endothelial cell proliferation involved in sprouting angiogenesis
Cellular component (GO): ruffle membrane; adherens junction
Source: RefSeq, a predicted model, not a curated record